Molecule: messenger RNA, 942 nt
Organism: Phaedon cochleariae (mustard beetle)
Lineage: Eukaryota; Metazoa; Arthropoda; Insecta; Coleoptera; Chrysomelidae
Source: the annotation of a GenBank genome assembly
CGACGGUCGGAGGUUUAUACACUCCUAAAUGAAAAAUUAUCAAAAUUGUUUCUAGAAUGUUCUUUUUCUUUUAAAAAUAUUUCCAAUUUUAUGACAAAAAUAAAAUGGGAAGAUUGGUCAAAGCAUUAAAAAUAGGUACAGUUAGUUAUUCGAAGGGGUUGCUUUUGCAAAAACAUUUUGCUGACUUACAUAAUAAGAAUUAUCCAACUAAUAGUAACGUUCUACUUUGUCUUGAGCAUCAUCCUGUAUAUACUACAGGGAUUAGAACAGAACAAUAUACAGAUUCAGAAGUUACCAAACUCAAACAAAAAGGAGCAGAAUUUUUCAGAGCAAACAGAGGUGGGCUGAUAACAUUCCAUGGGCCCGGACAACUUGUAGUUUACCCAAUAUUAGACCUAAGGCAAUUCAAUCCUAGUGUAAGGUGGUAUGUUUCCCAAAUCGAGAAAACGAUUAUCAAUUUAUGCCAAAAAUACGAAUUGAAAGCAGAAACCUCACCACAUACAGGAGUAUGGAUUGGUGAUGAAAAGAUUUGCGCCAUCGGCAUUCGUGGCAGUCGUUUCAUCACCACCCAUGGCCUAGCACUAAAUUGUUCAACCGAUUUGUCUUGGUUCGACCACAUUGUGCCAUGUGGUAUCGAAGGGAAAGGUGUAACCAGUCUGUCGAAGGAACUGAAUAGGACAGUUACAGUUGAGGAAGUGAUUCCGAAAUUUUUGGACAGUUUCGCUGAAGUAUUCGAAUGCGACGUUGACAGCUCUUGGAAGUUGGAGGUAGAAGAAAUUGUGCAAAACGUCGGUGUAUAGACUUCGUCAUAGAUAUCAUACAGGGGCGGAUCCAGGCGAUGUUUGAGGGCAGGGGGACAUAGGAAGUCACGGCUCAUUGAGUAUAGCAAAAAAGAAAGGGAAUUUCAUUGGUGCCUCUUGACAAGAUGUUUUUUUCGCCGGC